Molecule: messenger RNA, 705 nt
Organism: Corylus avellana
Lineage: Eukaryota; Viridiplantae; Streptophyta; Magnoliopsida; Fagales; Betulaceae
Source: RefSeq, a predicted model, not a curated record
UCUGCACAAUACCAAGAGAGAGAGCUAGAGCGAGAGAGAGAGAGAGAUCGACACAAGAGAGAGAGAGAAAGAGAGAGAGAGAGUGACGGACAAACGGAGAUUGACAGAUGAGACCGCGAGAGAGAGAGAGAUGUGAUUCAAAGUUGCAGACACACAACCAUGUAUUUUCUCCCUCUAGUUGCAGACGCACAGCCAGUUGCCGAGCAAGGAAGAAAGAAGAGCUUCAGUAAAAUUGAGGGCUCGCAGGCCACAGCAAGGCAGACGGCUGAAUUGCUUCGGUCGGUGAUUUCACAGCAGCGAGUGUCGUACACAAACCAGGCUGGAGCUUUGAUGGAUGUUGUAAGGGCAGUUGGGGAGCUGCUGAUUGCUGCAAAUCCUGUGGAGCUUGCUGUCGGUAAUAUUGUGAGGCGUGUUUUGCACAUUAUUAGGGAGGAGGAUCUAUCUCUCACAACGGCUGCUAUUGCUGGUUUGGGCGUAUCCGCUGUUAGUGAUGAUGAUGAUGAUGCUGAGCACAAUGAUCAUCCAGUUCUAUCAGCUGCUUCUCUUGCUGCUGCUGCAAGAAGCACUUUGUGUCCACCUUCCUUGCAGACCCUUCUUGAGGAUGUGCCUGACUCAGCAGCUAUUCCUCACACUUCUUCCUCUGGGGGUGAUUCUGAUGGAAAAAGCAGAUGUGAGCUCAGCAGUUUUUAUUUUAUUCAGUUAUAA